UACUUUGGAAGUCAAUACAGCAACACGUACAUUUUCCAGAUCUUGAAUACUAUAUACAUUUUGUUACUAUAUUAUAUAUAUAUAUGAUAUUCUUUUCUAAAAAUGAGUGAAACGAAGGUGAAGGGAGACAAAUCGAAAAGGCAGAACAAGAAAAAGGAGAAAGUCCCCGAUAAGAAAGUGGAUGAGGAAUAUCUUCGUCGCCGGCGGAUCUUAUGUCAAUUAUCCCGGGCUCCUGGAAUAUGCCCGCUGGGCAAUUGCGAGCAGGUGGUUUUCCCCUCGGGCCUGUUGGUUCACCUUCUCCACAAGCACGGCCACGAACCCACCAAAAUGAUAUACAUAGUUUACGAUGAUCAGCCACUGCGUUUAAAAUUCAAACUCGAUGACCUUGAGCUGGAUGUACCGCAGGCCAUGGCCAUAUUGCUGUAUGCUGGCACCGAGAAUAAAAAAGAAACUCUGCCAGCUCGCCGGCAUUUGAGUUUCCCCAACAGCGGUCUUCUGAACGAAAGACGUUGCUAUGAACAUCAUUUGACCAUGGUCCUUAUGAUUUGCAGGUCCACCUGGACUGCCAUGCUGCCCGAUCAGGAAUUGGCCACCGAGCUGGAGGAGAAUGACGUGCCGAAUAAUACCAUAUAUAUCAUCUGGUUGGUCUCUCCGGUGACCACCAAUCGAAUGCUAUACACCAUGACCCUCUUCGAUCGUUUCUACAUACAAUCGCGUGGUGUCAUUCGAAAUACCAGGAACUAUAUUGCCUCACAGAAUCCCAGGGAUUUUCUAAGUCUCGAAUCGGAUUACCUUCUACUCCGCCAUGAAGAUGCAUUGGAUUUAAUGGGUGAAAAGGAGAAUACCGGGCACGAUGUCGACCUGCCGGAGGGCAUUCGUUUGGAACUGUUCCUGCACGAGGACCUGUCCGCAAAUUUCGUAGAGAGCCGGAUCUCUAGACAUGUGCUGGAUACCUACAAUGGCCACGGUGCAAAAAUGCCACGCAAUAAGAUGAAUCUCGAUAGGGAUGCCCAGGGAAAACUGUUCCUCAAUCGAAAACCCCUCUCGGUUCCCACGAUAGCCAGUCCAAAGGCGUCGUCUCCGGAAAUGGAAAGCAUUCAGCCCGAGGAGGCUAAAAAGAAUACAAUCGAUGAUCAGAGCAAGGAACUGGCCCCUAAGGUUUCCAAGGAAAAAACGAAGGCCAGGAAGAAGGCUAAGCCUUUGCGGGGACACUCCUCUGAGUUAAUAGUUGAUAAAGAUCUUAUAAAAUCGCUUGUGACUGAUCAAAAGAAGGUUUAUAAAAAGGAACUUGAAUUGAGUCAAGAAGUAAACCCAAAGGAUGACAAAGAGGAAAAUGAUAAUUGCCAAAACAAACUAGAAGCCAAAUGGUCCAAUUAUGUAAUUGCUUUGAAGCGGAGAAAAGCCAAAGCUAAGAAGCUGAAAAAAACCAUGGAAAAGUAUCUGCAAACUUGCCAAGAGGAAAAUUCUUCUUUAAGUAAUCUCGAAGACACCCUCAGGGAAUUUGCUAAAGCGGAUCCUGACCAGCUUUUAGCCGAUAAGGGUAAAAAGAAAAGAAAAUCCAUUUCACCGGAAAGACAUCCAAGGAAAUCCAAGCAAGUGUGCCCAGAAGAACCCACAGGAUCACGCAUGAAGGCAGGAUCCAGCCGAGCAGUGACCAUGGAAUCCAUAGAAGAAAUCACAGCCAUUCCCAUGAGGGAACUGCAGGAAUCGAUAUGGAAUUUGCAAAUUCCGAUCACCAAGGAAGUACUGGAAACGGUGAAGGAGGCGGUAAUUAAGUCGGUCAAGGAGGCGGUUAUAAAGGUGGCCCAAAAGACGGAAAAUCUACAGCCAGAAUUCGAGCUGGAAGAGCAGGAGAUGCGGAAACCUGCCUUAGAAUCUCAAUCCAAACCAGAAACCCAACCGGAAAUGCAAGGCAAGACUAAAACCGUUACGGAAACGGAAAUGACACCAGAAAACCUAGCCAAAAUCCUUGGAGUUGCCAUUGAAUCAGUUUCCGUAACCGACUGCGAUUCAGGCUCGGAAACCUGUGCCCCGUGAUCAAACAUCAUCUAAUAUGCUAAAGGUCAUUUGUAUAAAUCUGAAGUUACUUUCAUGGUCAACCAUUUUCGGUUAAUCUCUUCCAAAUUUCAUCCAACGAAUUGUAAUUCUUUCCGUACAAUAAAUGACCCAAAUUCUGGUAGCAUACCUAAUACGA
This is a messenger RNA of Drosophila subpulchrella, 2194 nucleotides long. RefSeq lists its product as uncharacterized. The coding region runs from base 103 to 2037 and encodes 644 amino acids. The transcript has a single exon. NCBI's taxonomy places the organism in Eukaryota, Metazoa, Arthropoda, Insecta, Diptera, Drosophilidae. The record is from RefSeq and is a predicted model, not a curated record.